Molecule: messenger RNA, 938 nt
Organism: Camelina sativa (false flax)
Lineage: Eukaryota; Viridiplantae; Streptophyta; Magnoliopsida; Brassicales; Brassicaceae
Source: RefSeq, a predicted model, not a curated record
UUUCCCUUCCUAUUGGUCCGUAAAUAAACGAUUUCGGAAUACAGUAUCCUUCAAAACGCUAUUUUGGGAAAUACAAUAUUCAUCUUCGAUCAAAUAUGCAGCAUUUGCCUUAACCUAUAACAAUCUAUAUAAGUUUCAACCCAUUUACCCUCUUUUAAUUUAGUUUCAGCUGUUAGACCACCACGCAACCAAAGCAAAAACAAAAAAGAAUUCACAAGCUUCAUCAAUAAUGGAUUACAAUUACUGUGUCGAUAUGAGCUGUGUGAUGAAAGUGAACAGAAGCUGCAUGCUUUGUACGCAAAAAGUGUCUGAAGUAAUGCAUUGUCUCUACGCUGUUUACUCAAUGGAAUUCGUCGGAGACGACAACUCAAUAAAACUAAAGGCGAGGGUUAACCCUAGUAUAUUGAUGGCGGUAAUGGAUCGGUACGGCGAACAUGGAAAGAUCAUCAAUCUCCGUUUCGACGGAGAAGUUUUGAAUCCCCGCGGCGGCGGUUAUUACGGUCAUUCAGGCUAUUUCCUUCCUGCCAUGGCCUCCUCCGGUGGUUAUAAUCCAUAUUCGUAUCCGCCGUCGUAUCCGUGCGCUGGAAACUAUGCUCCUUAUACGUGUAAUCAGCAGCGGCAGACGGAUCAGGGACCACGGAACCCGCAUACAACACCGCCGGUUUAUCCUAUGCCGAUGCCAUCGUCAAGAUCGGUUCAUAGUUACGCUUACGUAGAACCGCAGUAUUAUACGGGUUCGUCGGGUGGACUUUGCUCGAUCAUGUGAUGCAUGCGAUGCGACUCUCUCUCUCGUUUGUCUCAGUGCCGCGUUUUUGGUUUAUAUUCUUGAUCGCUGUUUUUUUUAGCGAUUGCGUUUAUAGACGUGGAUUCUGAACUUUUUUGCGUUUUUGGUUUAUAUUCCUGAUCGCUGUUUUUUUUUAAGCGAUUGCGUUUAUAGA